This is a messenger RNA of Menidia menidia (Atlantic silverside), 4779 nucleotides long. Lineage: Eukaryota; Metazoa; Chordata; Actinopteri; Atheriniformes; Atherinopsidae. The record is from the annotation of a GenBank genome assembly.
AUGGCUGACUCCCCCCUCAAUCACUCCUGGCCGUCCUUCUCCAAGCUCUGGAUGAAGAGAUGGUCCUUCAAGAGAGGUAAUCCUGAUUGGUGCUACACCUCUGAGUGUAAGCCGUGUGAGAGUCCCAGUGUCCAGCUCAGUGUCCAGCCUCCAGCCCCCAGUGGGAAGGGCUCCUCCUGCUCUCUGCCCCCCGCCUCCAUCAGUGAGGACGUCUUUUUUGGUGGCAUCAACGAUGACCAGGAUGCCUCUUCAGAGGUCAGCGACUACGACCUGCCCUGUGUGGAUGUGAGCAGCAGCCUGGAGGACCUGCAGGGCCUCAGCUCUUCCCUACAAGUCUCUGUAUUCCAAAGACUCGGGGGGGGGGCGCCCCCCCCCCACAGACCCCCCCAUCCCCGGCCCCCCCUGCCCCCACAGCGGGCAAAACCCCGCAAACUCUCCCUCCAGAUGCAGGCGGUGCGGCCAACAGCAGCGGCCCCCCCCCCGGCAGCUCCUCACCUGAAUGGACUACAGGAGGCAAUGGAAACAGCAAAGCCAGAAGCAGCUGAAGAGGUAGAAGACCAGCCCAGCAUGGAGUUAGACGCAGAGCCGGACCUGGACAGCUUUCCCAUUCUGGUCAGAUCCAUGUCAACCUCCCGACGGCACAGCUGGGGGGUCCCUCUCUCCCCCAUGAACUCCGGCAGGAGCGCUGAGUUUGUGUUCCUGGUGAACCCUGUCCCUCCUCUGUCCCUCCUGUGUCCCUCCUCUGUCCCUCCUGUGUGCCCGGCUGAUGCCAGGCUGAGUCUGGACACCGCCGCCAUAGACAGCGAUGAGGACACGGAGCACGAUGAGGACUCAGGGAUGAGUCUGUUCCAGUCCACGCAGGAGCAGCCUGAGAGCGCCGGCCCUCCUCCCGGAGAUGAGCCGGAUAAGGCCGGCGGGGUUCCUGGGCGGCAGCUGUACUCCCGCUCACAGAUCCUGGCCACAGACGACUACUCCAGAGCGGCGCACAUCUCCCGGGUGCUGCAGACCUCCAAACAGGCCGCCAGGGCAGCCGGAGUGGCAGAAGAGUUCGAUCCAGAGGAAAACCUGCACUCCACUGAAGGACAGACCCACAUGCUGAUGGUACAGAAGGUUCUGCAGGAGCUAAAGCUGUACCACGGAGCCAAGCAGAGACACAGCAGACCAGACCCCAGAGACUCAGGAAGCGUCACCUGGUACGAGUUCCUCUCCAAUCAAAAUGAUGAAGAGGAGGACCGCGCAGAGAAGGUGGAGAAGGGUACCAAGGUGAAGAGGACCCUCAGCUCCCUGAGGAACAGGGUGACCGGCUCCUUUAACAAAGACAAGGGUAAGAACCGAGACAAAGAGCAGCAGAGAGAGAGGGCUAAGGAGAGGGACAGAGAGGCCCGAGACAAAGCGGGCUGUGGUGGGCACGCCCUGGUGCCAGGCUCCUUCUCCAGCUGUGCCACCUGCUCCCUGUGUGGCAGGAGCCUGCAGAGAAAGCAUGGCCUGCAGUGCAUGAAACCCGACCACUGCAGCGUGUCCUAUUGGAGAGAUUCUCUUCAGAGGGUUUGCACGUCAGGAUCUCCUAACCCUGGGGCUGUCAGCAGCACCAGCCAAACCAUGGGGUCCUCCAGAGCCUGCUCCAGGUCGGGGAAGCCGCCCCCCCCGUCCUCCUCCGCCUCGUCCUGGGGUCUGUCGGGGCGCCUGGGCGUGCGGGUGUUGAUGCACCGGGACAUGAUCACCUGCAGGUUCUUCAGGUCCCUGCCUCGCUCCUGGCUGAAAAAGUACUGGGGCCGACUUGGACGGGACUCAAAGAAGUCGUCCUCCCCUCCACUCCGCUGGUCGUCCUCCCCUUUCUCUCUGCCCGCUCCCCACUUCCUGCCUUCACCCCUGUCUCCUGUCUCUCUCCCAGCGCUGAAGGACCGGGACAGGGAGAAGGAUCCGGCCGCAUCUCAGGCCCCUGAUGGCCCCCGUGGGUUCCCCAGUGGCCCAGGCAUGACCAUUAGUGUGUGGGGACCUCAGCUAACAGCCGCCCACAGCUCUAGCAGCAGCUUUGGCCACAGCCUCCAUCAUCCCCACAGCUCAGGAUCUCUGCCUUGGGAAAUGGAUGAGAUAGAUGCUCUCCGGUCCAAACGCUGUAAUGAAGACGCCAUUUCCCUGGCUCCCUCCACCACCGAGUCCAUCAUCGUAGAAGAAGCUCACUAUGCUGCUGUCCGAGCUGAACUGGAGUCUGACGCUCAGGACCUGGAGGCGGUUUCAUGGAGUGUGGCGGUGGACCAGCAGUAUCUGAAGAAGCACUCAAAAGAAGCGGUGAAGCGGCAGGAUGUGAUUUAUGGUGAGUGGGACUCUCUCAGCCCAAAAGAGCUUAUGCAGACAGAGAUGCACCAUGUGCGGACGCUGAAGAUAAUGCUGCGCGUGUACGUCCGGGAGCUGAAGGAAAAUCUCCAGAUGGACACGGGCCGGCUCGACUGUUUGUUCCCCCGCUUGGAAAAUCUCCUCGAACUCCACACACAUUUCCUGUCACGUCUCAAAGAGCGGCGGCGAGAAAACCUGGUCGCACCCAGCGAGAGGAACUACACCAUCAACAGAGUGGCAGACAUCCUAAUUACUCAGUUCUCGGGUGAAAUUGGAGAAAAAAUGAAGAACAGUUAUGGAGAUUUCUGUAGUCACCACACUGAGGCUGUCAGCUACUACAAGGACCAGCUGCAGAACAACAAAAAGUUUCAAAACAUCAUAAGGAAAGUCAACAACCUGUCCAUCGUGCGGAGGUUAGGGGUGACGGAGUGCAUUUUGUUGGUUACGCAGCGAAUUACCAAGUACCCUGUCCUGGUGGAGCGGAUUCUGCACAACACAGAAGCGGGAACAGAGGAGCAGGAGGAUCUGACUCGGGCUCUGGGUCUGAUUAAAGACACCAUCGUACAGGUGGACACGCUGGUCAACGUCCACGAGAAGAACUCCCGACUUCGGGACGUGCGCAGCAAGCUGGAGCCAAAAGCUCUGGGGAAGAUUAAAGAUGGCCGAGUGUUUCGGAGGGAGGACCUGGAGGAGACCAGGAGACGACUGCUCCACGAAGGCACCGUCAGCUGGAAAGCUGCCUCUGGCAGACUCAAGGAUAUUCUUGCUGUUCUUCUGUCUGAUGUGUUGCUCUUACUCCAAGAGAAGGACCAGAGAUAUGUGUUUGCUACAGUGGAUAACAAGCCGUCAGUGAUAUCUCUCCAGAAGCUGAUAGUCAGAGAGGUGGCCCAUGAGGAGAAGGCCAUGUUCCUUAUUUGUGCCUCUUCUAAUGAGCCAGAGAUGUACGAGAUCCACACCACCUCUAAGGAGGAGCGCAACACCUGGAUGGCACACAUACGACAGGCCGUGGAAAGCUGUCCACAUACAGAGGAGAGGCUUUUCAGUGAGGAAGAGGAGGCCAGAGCUUUCAGGCUUAAAGAAUUCCAAGAGCGGCUGAGCCAUAAGGAUGCAGUGAUUGUGCAGGCUCUAGUGGAGAAGCUGCAGCUGUUCGCGGACAUGGCGGAGUCCGUGGCCGGCCUGGAGGACGCAGCCUCUCGUUCCAGAUUGCUCCUUCGAGGGGACGCCUCAGACCUCCAGCAGGGGGAGACGCUGCUCAAAGGAGCCAUCACAGAGGUGGAGAACCUGCAGAACCUGCUGCAGUCUGGGGUGAAAGAAGAGCCCCAGCGCUCUCACACAGAGGAGAGUGUCGGUUCUGGGCUCCUGCCCAGGCGAGCUGACACCUUUGGGGGCUAUGACAGCAGCCCCACCAUCCUUAAUAAGAAUGGGAUUGUUAAGAAAAACUUCUCUGGUGAGUCCAGAAGCAGGGACAGGAGCCAGAGAGCCAGCUCUGACCCUCAGCUCAAAGACCUCUGUGGCAGCCACACCCUCGAAGAGACGGUUGAUGAAAGCUGCAGCUCUCCGGUUAGAUGGAACCGGAUCUGGUCCAGUUCCUUCCCUGAGGCCGAGUUCUUUGACAGGGUCCUUAUGCUCUCCCAGAGGCUGUAUAGUCUACAGGCCAUCAUAGCCCAGCAGGACAGUCAGAUCGAGCUGCAGAGGGCCUCCCUGACCGAGCGGGCCUCCCUGCCGGGCCGCCACAGGGGAAACGUCCUGCUGGAGCAGGAGAAGCAGCGAACGCUGGCCCUGCAGAGAGAGGAGCUCGCCAGCUUCCACAAGCUCCAGUCCCAGCACAGACUGGAGCAGCAGCGCUGGGAGAGGGAGAGGGAGAGGCACCGCCAGCAAACCGAGGCCACCGAGGCCAAGCUCCGGCUCAGGGAGGAGGAGUGCAGGCGGCUGGAGGAUCAUUUGGCUAAAGAGAAAGAAGAGCUGGACAGACAGAGAGAGACAUACCAACAGGAUCUGGAGAGACUGAGAGAGUCCACAAGAGCUGUAGAGAGAGAAAAGGAACGUUUGGAACACAUGAAGAAGAUCAAGAGGAAGACCAUUGAGGUGGCUCCUCUGUCCGGCAGCCUGAACGGGGAGCUGCUCACGUCCUCGGGCCUCAGCGGUUCGGGCAGCCUGUCGGAGCUGCCCCCCCCCCAGAAGCCCUCGGUGCGGCCCAGCCUGUCCGUGUCCCCGGCCGACUUCCCCGAGGCGGCGCUGCGGCGGGAGGGGGGCGGCCUGAAGACGGAGGUGCCGCUGCACCUCUUCAGCACCACCAACCAGCAGCACAAGGCGGUGGGGGUGCAGCAGCAGAUCCCCACCAAGCUGGCAGCCUUCAGCAGCAAGGGCAAGGCGGGGAAAGGCGGCAAGGCCUCGCACCGCUCCGACAGCAGCGGUAGGGACCCAAGGGGGGGGGGCAAAUACUGA